Nymphaea colorata (pocket water lily) is the source of this 1669-nucleotide messenger RNA. RefSeq lists its product as uncharacterized. The coding region runs from base 478 to 1527 and encodes 349 amino acids. Lineage: Eukaryota; Viridiplantae; Streptophyta; Magnoliopsida; Nymphaeales; Nymphaeaceae. The transcript has 4 exons. The record is from RefSeq and is a predicted model, not a curated record.
UGGUGACCAAUCUUGGCUGCGACCGUAACCGGUUCGCCAAUCGCUGCCGCCACCUACGAUCAGCCGGCCAGCCCAGACGGCACACGGAUCAAGGCACAUCGAAGGAGGCCUCGCCGCUGUGCUCUUCUGCUGUAGGCCUCGCCCUGCUUUUCAUUCCGUAGAGGCUCUGGAGAAAAUCCUGCUAGGUGUCAUCUUCCUCCUCCUUCUUCGCCUGCCUACGCGUCCAUCAUUCGCCAACCUAUGACGUUGAAACUCCCAUUCUCCGCGACCACCUUCCACCUCCCCCCCUUGAUGCAUGCCGCCCUUCCGUUCGGACCCUCCCCACCGACAGGGACGGGCGUCAGGUGUCGGAGGAUUUAUAGAUUUUGUCUAUCCGGGUGUCGUCUGGUUGAUUUCUGAGUCUUGUCUGAGUUGAAGAGUUUUGGGGUUAUGGGACGAAGGGCGGAUAGAGCCGGGUAGCGCGCUCACUUGGGCCGGAUGGCUUGGGUUCUGGAGCUCGUCUGCUACGCGAUGGUCUUGGCGGCGAAGCCGUUCUGUCUGAUGAUGCUUGGCUGCCGGCUUUGUAUCGGCAUGGCUGCCAUUUUCGUCCGAGAAUUGCUGAAUCUCGUUAAGGUCGCGUGGAAUGGGUGCCGUGGUCUCCUUUGGGGGCUUGUGGAUUGCUUCAUCUCUGUUAUCAUGCUUCCUGCUCGGGUGCUUACUGCGUUACGUAGGGAGAAAAAGCUGGAGACGCAUGUUCAAGACUUGCAAAGACAGUUAGACUGCCUAUUGUGGCAAAAGAAAGAACUUGAAAAAACGCUGGAAAGCACUAUUGAUGAUAAGGAAGUUCUGGAGGCAAUGCUGGGAGAAGUUGAAGAAGAUCAUGAUAAAUCUAUUGCUAAAAUUGGCAUGUUGGAGAAACAGCUGAGAAAUCUUCAAGAAGAAAAUCGGCGAUUAAGUAACAUUCAGACAAAGCUGUCGGAAAUCAAAGCAUGGGAAGACUCUGGCGUUGUAGAUAUUGGUAUCCCAUGGAAUUCUGGAUUUUCAGGCGCAGGAGCGAUGUUUAAAGGAUUGACUGCACAAGGCCAUGAAAAUAUCAGCAAAGCUCGGCAUGCUAUGUUCGCAAGAAAUGGUUCAAAACCAGAACAGGCAUAUGCCACCACAACCAUCUCAGAGAAGGUGAGGACUGUUCCAUCCUUAGAUCGGCGCCGUGAUGCUGCACUUUCACAGAGCCUUUUCAGUGCCUUCCUGUCGAUUUUAGUGGGGGUCAUUGUGUUGGAGGCUGAAGAUCCUUGCAAGCCAUUGGUGAUUGCUCUCUUCUUUGUCGUGGUCAUGUCGAUGAGAACUGUGGUUCAGUUCUUCUCUACAAUAGACAACAGGCCUGCAUCUGAGGCUGUUGCUCUGCUGAGCUUCAAUUGGUUUAUUCUUGGUACACUCGCUUAUCCCACUUUGCCGAGUUUAGCACGCCUGCUUUCGCCCUUAGCUGUCUCCCUGCUCAAUAAGUUAGCAAGUUGGUCUGGGUUCAGCAGCAUUGAACGAGUAAACACCUGAUCACCCAGUCCAUUUCGUGUACAUAUAUAUCCGUUUUUGCUGUUGUUGGCCUCCUUUAAUUGUAAUUUUGUAAGUGGUGUAUUUCUUGUGAUCAACUUUUGAAUGAGUCAAAUAGAAUAAAUCCCCACAAAGUUUGUUUUGA